AUGACUUCUAUGAGUACUGUCGUUUGCCCGACAGAUAGUCAGGCUACAAGUGGCUUCACUAUUUGCAGCACCUUGCCGGUAACUGGGUACACUCGACGCAGCUUGGAGACACAGCACACCCCAAAGUCUCAGAAUCCCAGGACGCAUACACGAGAUCGCCUUACCCAUCAAACCCAGCCUUUCUCGGGCUACUGGUCCCUGCCCGAUACCCAAUGGGAGCUGACAACAGUGCUCAAUCCUCAAGAAAGGGGCGCGCUAAUGGAUUGGACUCCGACGAAGUCUUGCGUACUUGACGAAAACUUGAUACGUAUUCUACAAUCGUGGGGAUCAGCACUCAUUCAUAUUAAGAAGAUAUACCGACGUCUGAACGAUUUGCCAGCGUAUCACGCCCAUUUCCAACCUCUAGUCGAGCAUUACUACGAUGUUCGACGUCUGAAAGAUCUCGUGGAAUACAUUGGAACUGUUAUAUUAGAGCACAUUUUGGGAAAUUAUGAAUGGACAGAGACCGGUAUCGAUCCUAAUGACCCAGAAGACACACCACUAGCCCAGGCUCGUCGCGCGGCGGUUCUGAUGUCUCAAGCUGGCUUCGGGAACUGGCUCCGCCUGAUUGUCGAAAAUUUCGGGGAAGUGCCCGUACAGGCGAGACGAUCAACGCAAAUCAUCAACUUUGACUUUCAUUUCAGCCUACAAGGACUUCCAUCAAUCGUCUCGCAUCUUCUGCGUUCAAACGGCACAAAAGGCGAGGUCCUGGUCAUUGACCUGAAUCUGUUUGUUGAACGCCGUUCUAGUUGGCCUUAUGCAGGAGUGUCUACAUCGGUUCAAGAACGUGAGACAAAAAAUUCUCAAGUCACUCCUGUCACGACUAAAAACGACUUCUAUGAAUCUGUUACGACUGUCCCCCCAAGCCCUCCAAGAACCUCGAGGAAGGUCGAGGAAGAUAUCUUUGAGACGACUAAUGCUGCUACUUCCCACUCCGGUGACACACACGAUGAUAUACAACUUCAUGACCCGGAGUCUGCCUUAAUCGAUGCCGGCCCCGAAAUUGGACCCGACAAGUCCCUAGGCGACCUGCGCCACAUCCAUAAGACGUUCAGCGAGGAAACUUUGGCGACCCUUGCCAGAAUCAGAGAACAAUUGUCCAAGGCCAUCGAGGAAGAGGAUAGAGCGGAGCGGAUGCUGAACGGCCAUGAUACUCCUCUCGCAGAAAAUGACAUUGCAUCAGAUCGUAACUACUUGGACGAGGCAUCUGCUCAUCAUCUGAGCGGCAUUCUGAAUGAAUAUAUCUCCCCUACAUCGGACCAGACAGACGCGGAGGAGGAAGCACAAUGCGAUAGCAGCGGUGUGAAUUACGACCAACAGGACGAGAGCUCGGGUUUGGGAGCAGACGAUGAUGUUAUCAAUCGGUGCACGCCCGCAGAACUCCGCCGGCUGAGAGAUGAGCUUGCCUUAGAAAUGUAUACGAUGUUAGCCUACCUCAAAGAACAGGCUUUGGAAGACAAAAGUGCCGAGGAUAGUGACAGUGCCGAGGGCGAGCAGCCAGUGCCGGACUGGUUGGAAGAUCAAAUUGCAGACACUUGCGCAGGCGCAUGGGAACAUGGUCGCCUGCUAGGACAUUCUCUGAGGAUGAGGAGCUCUGUAGCAGCUGCAUACGCACACGAAGAGCAGCUUGAAUUGGAAACGCUUGCAACGGACGAGCCGGAAACGACAGAAAAAAAAUCCUGA
Molecule: messenger RNA, 1722 nt
Organism: Neoarthrinium moseri
Lineage: Eukaryota; Fungi; Ascomycota; Sordariomycetes; Amphisphaeriales; Apiosporaceae
Exons: 1
Coding region: 1-1722 (573 amino acids)
Source: RefSeq, a predicted model, not a curated record